AUGCGAGUUGCAGUAGUUACCGGUGCGUCAUCUGGUAUUGGUUAUGCUAUUGUCAAAGAACUCGCAGAUCACGGCGAUUUCCAGAUAUAUGCGUGUGCAAGAAGGACCAAACCUAUCCUCGAGCUGUCCUCGCUCUACUCUCCGCGUGUGGUGAUUCCAUACGAGCUCGAUAUAAGCAAACCUGCAGAAAUUGUGUCCUUCAGGGACUAUCUAAUGGCUCAACACCAUGUAGGCGGUAUCGAUAUUCUAUACAAUAAUGCAGGUGUAGCUUGUAGUGUGCCAGCCCUCGAUGUUACCAAUGACAUUGUUACGGAUUGCUUCCAGGUUAACGUUUUUGGUCACGUUAACAUGACAAGAGAAUUGUCACCGCUUGUCAUCCAGUGUAAAGGCACUAUUGCCUUUACGGGUUCUAUUGCUGCCAUACUACCCGUUCCAUUCAUCACUGUAUAUUCCGCUUCAAAGGCAGCUAUUCACCAAUAUGCGAGAACACUACAUCUGGAAAUGAAACCGCUAGGGGUUCGCGUUAUCAAUUUCGUCACGGGGGCCGUUGCUACUGAUAUCGGAGAUCCUCGCCCUGUUUUAGAAGAUUCUCUUUACAAUACACCAGAGGGGCUGCGGUCAUUCCAUUCACGUGAUAAUGCCGUUAAGAAUGGGACAGCCCCCUCCGUUUAUGCCAAGCAGGUAGUCCAUGAUAUCUUAGACCAUUUAACAAGCGCGCCAGACAUCUACAGAGGUCGUUUCGUUACUGUCGCACGUAUCUUAGUUUCGAUCCUACCUAUCAAACUACUCUCUUGGCUUUUCUUUACUAUGGCUCGAAUGGGCUCUAUUUCUCCAGGGAGUAAAAGCAAGUAA
Molecule: messenger RNA, 852 nt
Organism: Huiozyma naganishii CBS 8797
Lineage: Eukaryota; Fungi; Ascomycota; Saccharomycetes; Saccharomycetales; Saccharomycetaceae
Exons: 1
Coding region: 1-852 (283 amino acids)
Biological process (GO): phosphatidic acid biosynthetic process; triglyceride catabolic process
Cellular component (GO): endoplasmic reticulum; lipid droplet
Molecular function (GO): triacylglycerol lipase activity; acylglycerone-phosphate reductase (NADP+) activity
Source: RefSeq, a predicted model, not a curated record